AUGGAAUUGGGUAUUGGUGAUCGGUUAUAUGUUGAUAAUCACUUUUGCACCAUCCGAUACAUAGGAAAUGUUCGUCAAUGGGGGGAUGUGAAGGCAUUUGGUGUGGAAUGGGAUGAUGCGAGCAGAGGAAAGCAUUCUGGUACUGUUGAUGGUGUGAAGUAUUUUGAAACAAAAGUGGAUAAUGCAGGAUCGCUUCUACGGGGAGCUAAAGUAGCUCGCGCAAACUCAAUUAGAAAUUCGUACGUGGAAGCUCUGACCAGAGUGUACUUAUCUGGAAAAACGGACAGCACUGAAGUGUUUUUUGGUUCCAAGAAAGUUGAAAUGCUAGGGUUGGACGUUCUAAGCAUGAGGAAUCAGGAUAUCAGACAUUUGAAAAUAGUCAACCUGUCGGCAAAAGGAAUUAGUACAAGCGGAAAAGAGCAGGAACUAAGUGCAAUCUCCAAAAACUUGAGAAGCCUCAAGGAUCUAGAUCUUUCUCACAAUUUAUUCACGGAUUUCAAAGAGGUGCUGUGCAUUGCUCGUGGGCUCAAAAGCUUAAAGACGCUGAACAUUAGCGGUAACAGAUUUUCUAAUUUUGAUAGUGGCUUUAAAAGCGAUUUAAGCUCUGUUGAGGAACUGAUAGCUGAUGACUGUAGGAUUUUCGAAAAUUUUAUGACAAUCCUGAGUUCUGUUUUCCCAAACUUGAAGAAACUCAGCGUCAAUGGAGCACAAGACAGUCUUUCGUUCAGAAAAGACACAAUUUUGUCAUCACUCGAAGAAAUAAGCAUAGCACGCCUUGGAUUGAAACAAUUUCCGAUCGAUAUACUUGCCUCUGACAUCAAGGCGGUUAAUUAUUCAUCCAAUCUGCUUACAGAACCGCUUGCUCUUGAAUCUGCUAGCCUCAAGGUUCUUGAUAUAUCACAUUGUCAAGUGAGCUCAUGGGCAACUGUUGACGAUCUCUGCAUCAAGUUACCCAACUUGAAGAGCCUAAGAAUCAAUGGUAAUCCUAUUAUGGCUGAUGAAGAAGAGGACGGAACACUACAGGUUAUAGGUCGCAUGAGGAACCUAGAGUUCUUGAAUGGAACUUUUAUCGAGAGAAAUAAGAGAUCGGAUGCGGAGUUGUACUUUCUUUCUCUUGUCGCAAGAAAGCGAACUCACAUCGACGAAAACACACCACAGUGGCGAUACCUAGUCAAAAGACACGGUGAAAUUAGACGGCCGGCCAAAAUUGCGAGUUCAGUUCCAGGAGUCGAGAUUCUGGUUUUACUUGUCGCGCUUGAUGAGCACAGAAUUCAAGAAAUGAGCGUCUUACCUUGUUAUUCAGUUAGAUACCUGAAAAGCAUUAUAUCAAAAAAAAUCUCGUUAUCAAUAUUUGACUUUGAGCUGAGGUUCACCUCCAAAAAUGGAGGUAUUCCACAAAAGUUCAAUUUUGAGUUUUCGCCAAUAAGUUCCUAUGAUUUGGAAGACCACGAUACUAUUCAUGUAAUCAAAAAAGAGACUUAG
This is a messenger RNA of Lachancea sp. 'fantastica', 1482 nucleotides long. NCBI's taxonomy places the organism in Eukaryota, Fungi, Ascomycota, Saccharomycetes, Saccharomycetales, Saccharomycetaceae. The record is from the annotation of a GenBank genome assembly.